GUCUUUUUCUCGCUCUAUAUUCCUCUUUUUCUCUUUCUUUGAUUGGAAAUUGAACUAACCCCAUUAAUUCACUGACAUUUCAUCAGGAAAAAAAAAAAAAAAAACCGUAAAUCUUCUGCAAAAUUGGGAGAUGGGGGGAUCAUCUAAUGCUGCAAGUUUCCUUAAGGUGUUGGUCUACAAUUUUGACGUUCUUGCCGGGCCUGUAGUUAGUCUGGUUUAUCCUCUAUAUGCCUCAAUUAAGGCAAUUGAGACGAAAUCGCCCAUUGAUGAUCAACAAUGGCUUACUUAUUGGGUUCUCUAUUCCAUGAUUACACUUUUUGAGCUCACAUUUUCUAAGCUCAUUGAGUGGCUCCCUUUCUGGUCAUAUGCAAAGCUGAUAUUCACCUGCUGGUUGGUCAUACCAUACUUCAGUGGUGCUGCAUUUGUUUACGAGCACUAUGUUAGGCCAUAUCUUGUUACCCGACAAAAAAGUGUCAACAUCUGGUAUGUCCCACGGAAAAAGGAUGUCUUCAGCAAGCAAGAUGACAUUCUAACUGCAGCAGAGAAAUACAUUCAAGAGAAUGGAACUGAAGCAUUUGAGAAGCUUAUUCACAAGGAAAGAGAAACGACAUCCAGGGCUAGCAGCUACUCAUUUUAUGACGAUGAAUACAGAUACUGAGAGUUGCGUAUAUGGAUACUGAGAAUCGUAGUGUGUUAUGGUCUUUGUUGGUCUGCUUUUGUAAACAGGGUCUUCAAUUUGGUGUUUUACUGUUUCCUCAAAGUUUGACGGUGUGUUUCAAACUGCUGGUGUUCUUAUGUUAAUUAUAGUAUGUACCUUGUUUAAUAUUCUAAGGUCCUCAGAAAUAACUAUGUAACUUGAUCUCUCAUCAAUUCAGUUCUACUUGGAAGUCAUUCA
Messenger RNA from Olea europaea var. sylvestris, 895 nucleotides. Its product is annotated as HVA22-like protein a. Lineage: Eukaryota; Viridiplantae; Streptophyta; Magnoliopsida; Lamiales; Oleaceae. The coding region runs from base 131 to 658 and encodes 175 amino acids. The transcript has 5 exons. The record is from RefSeq and is a predicted model, not a curated record.